AAUAUUAUCAUAAAUUUAGGGUAUUAAAUUUGGUUAUUUUAUCAAAAUUCCCCCGACGAAAUGAGACUAAAGUAAGGGCUAGGUGUUGUAAUUUACAAGUUAUCUAGGGUUAUUUAGGUCUUUUGAAAAUUUCAUUCAGGACAAACAGCGGCCGCGGGAAAAAAAAACUACCUGAGAGAAAUAGCAGAAUGCUAAUCAGACAAAGAACAAGGUCCCUCCUAAUCCCAAAUUUCUUCCGCCGGUUCACGACAACCGAGUCGACUCAGCCCCAACUCGCCGCCGCCGCUCCAUCCCCGGUAGACCCGGCCCGCCUCCUCCGGGUCUGCACCAUUCUCUACCAGCAACAGAACUCGCCCGAGUCACGUCUCCACUCGAACCUCAACUCCUCCGCCUUCCAACUCACCCACGAGUUCUUCCUCCAGGUCUGCAACUCCUUCCCCCUUUCAUGGCGGCCCGUCUACCUCUUCUUCCGCUACACUCAGUCCCACCACCCCGAUUUCACCCACACCGCCGUCUCCUUCAACAAAAUGCUCGACGUCAUCGGCAAGUCCAGGAACAUCCAGCUCUUCUGGGACACCCUCCAUGAGAUGGGACGUCGUCGUUUGGUGAAUCGCAAGACUUUUCUGAUUGCUCUCAGGACGCUGGCCAAGGCCAGGGAGUUGAACAAGUGUGUCGAUUUCUUUCACGCCAUGAAUGGGUUUGGAUUUGGGUACGAUUUGGGGAAUUUGAAUAUGGUGGUUGAGGAUUUGUGUGGGUCGAAGCUCGUCGUUGAGGCGAGAUUUCUGGUUUUGAAGCUGAAGGAAUCGAUUCGGCCCGAUGGGUUUACUUACAGGUGUUUGAUUCAAGGUUUUUGCGAUGUGGGUGAUAUGAUCGAGGCUUCAAAGAUUUGGAAUUUGAUGGUAGAUGAAGGGUUCGACCCGGAUAUCGGUGCCGUUGAGAAGAUGAUGGAGACCCUUUUCAAGACGAAUCGAUACGGCGAGGCGCUGAAGGUUUUCCAGAUGAUGAGGGUGAACAGAAUGGAGGAUUUGGGUCUCUCAACUUACAGGCUUGUGAUUGAGUGGAUGUGUAAAAGGGGCAAGAUAGAGGAAGCACAUGAGGUGUUUGAGGAAAUGCACAAGAGAAGGAUUGAGGCAGAUAAUUCGACAUUGGCGUCACUGGUUUACGGGCUUUUAGCAAGAGGACGAGUUACAAUGGCGUUCAAGGUUUUGGAAGGGAUCGAAAAGCCGGAUAUUAGCUUGUACCAUGGGUUGAUCAAGGGGCUUUUGAGGUUGAGAAAGGCGCGCGACGCGACGGAAGUGUUUAGGGAGAUGAUCAGAAGACGGUGUGAGCCUAACAUGCACACUUAUAUCAUGCUAUUGCAAGGGCAUCUGGGGAAGAGAGGGAGGAAGGGAUCGGAUCCUCUGGUGAACUUCGACACCAUUUUUGUUGGGGGUUUGGUGAAGGCAGGGAAGUCGUUGGAAGCCACCAAGUAUGUAGAGAGGGUGAUUAAAAGAGGACUCGAGGUCCCUAGAUUUGAUUACAACAAGUUUUUGCACUAUUACUCAAAUGAAGAAGGGGUGGAGAUGUUUGAGGAGGUGGGGAAGAAGUUCAGGGAGGUCGGGUUGGUGGAUUUGGCGGAUAUUUUUCAGAGGUACGGGGAGAAAAUGGCGACAAGAGAUAGAAGAAGAAAUAGGGCAGUAGAGACGUGAAGAGGGGUUGUGAAUUGUGAGUCCCUAGACUUUUAGGGCAUCUGUCCGAGAAAAUU
This is a messenger RNA of Pyrus x bretschneideri (Chinese white pear), 1744 nucleotides long. RefSeq names its product putative pentatricopeptide repeat-containing protein At1g26500. The coding region runs from base 189 to 1688 and encodes 499 amino acids. The transcript has a single exon. NCBI's taxonomy places the organism in Eukaryota, Viridiplantae, Streptophyta, Magnoliopsida, Rosales, Rosaceae. The record is from RefSeq and is a predicted model, not a curated record. Gene Ontology annotation, molecular function: protein binding.